CUGUGGGGGAGCCUGCGGGGAACUGUAGGCUGGCGGGCUGAUGGGAUGGCGGAUGAGGAGGAAGACCCUGCUUUUGAGGAAGAAAAUGAAGAAAUUGGAGGAGGUGCAGAAGGUGGACAGGGUAAAAGAAAGAGACUUUUUUCUAAAGAAUUGAGAUGUAUGAUGUAUGGUUUCGGAGAUGACCAGAAUCCUUAUACUGAGUCAGUAGAUAUUCUUGAAGACCUUGUCAUAGAAUUCAUUACUGAAAUGACUCACAAGGCAAUGUCAAUUGGAAGACAAGGUCGAGUACAAGUUGAAGAUAUCGUCUUCUUGAUUCGAAAGGACCCCAGGAAGUUUGCUAGGGUUAAAGACUUGCUUACUAUGAAUGAAGAAUUGAAACGGGCUAGAAAAGCAUUUGAUGAAGCAAACUAUGGAUCUUGACAUUUUUUGUAGUUUCUGAAACUCCAUUAUAUUCUAGUGAAACCAUAUGUAAUAAUUGUUAUAUUUUCUGCAGUAAUGUCCUGAUAUCUACCUAUGUAAAUGAAAGAUAGAGAAACAGAGUUUUUUUGCCUUUAUUUUCAUGCCUUUGGUUUUAUAUUGAUAUUGGAUUAAUUGCCUGCCUUUAUAUGACAUACUUGAAUUACUUAUUGAGUUUUAAUGACCACACAUAAGUCAAAGUAUCUUUCAAACCAGGCAGUUCUAUUAACAAAGGUUGAGAUAUUAAUAGUUGUGUUAAAUGUAUUUGUGCCAUUGUAAGCUAUACUGUAGCUAUUUAAUAUGUGAAAUCUUUGGCAUCUUUGACUAUGAUAGGUGAAAUGUGCUUUAUGUAUUCUGAAGUUUUUAUAUAAAAGUAGUAUGAGAGAUUAUUAUAGUGAACUUUUUUUUUAUUUUUAUCUUAUGUUUAUUUUCAUUUUUUUGAGACAGAGUUUCACUUUAUCACUCUGGCAUCAUAUCUCUCAGAACCGCAGAUUUCAGGGCUCAAGUGAUUCUCUUGUCUCAGCCUCCGGAGUAGCUGGAAGUA
This is a messenger RNA of Otolemur garnettii (small-eared galago), 1000 nucleotides long. It is a transcript of the gene TAF13, whose product is annotated as TATA-box binding protein associated factor 13. The transcript is spliced from 4 exons. Gene Ontology annotation, biological process: transcription by RNA polymerase II. NCBI's taxonomy places the organism in Eukaryota, Metazoa, Chordata, Mammalia, Primates, Galagidae. The record is from RefSeq and is a predicted model, not a curated record. Gene Ontology annotation, molecular function: protein heterodimerization activity. Gene Ontology annotation, cellular component: transcription factor TFIID complex. Bases 46 to 420 code for a protein of 124 amino acids.